This is a messenger RNA of Fusarium odoratissimum NRRL 54006, 1209 nucleotides long. RefSeq lists its product as uncharacterized. Lineage: Eukaryota; Fungi; Ascomycota; Sordariomycetes; Hypocreales; Nectriaceae. The transcript is spliced from 4 exons. The record is from RefSeq and is a predicted model, not a curated record. Bases 1 to 1143 code for a protein of 380 amino acids.
AUGGUUGGACUUCAACCUAAUAUUUGGGCCGCUGUCGCGAUCCCAUGGCUCGCGGCUUUGGCGUCCCUCGUUCUUCGUGUCUGCGCCCGACGCAUGACCAAGAUGAGCUGGUGGUUUGACGAUUACUUCACCAUACUGGCCUUUCUCUUCGCGACGGGGUACUGCGGUAUCAUGGUUGAAUGGACCCUACAUACAUAUCUCGGAGUGUACAUACCCGACUCGAUGCCCGCCGAUGAACAUGAGGCAAUUCUACAGCAAUCACGGUUUCUGGCCUACUUCAAUUCCCUUUGCUACGCUUCAUCAAUCGCUUGUUCCAAGCUCGCCAUCUUGUGUCUGUAUUGGCGCUUGUUUCGCAUUUCAUCCAUUCGCAUUCCAAUCAUGGUCACGAUCGUCGUGGUAGUCAUCUGGAUUAUCAUCAGAACAUUCAUGCUCACAUUUCGUUGCGUCCCCGUCCAGUCCCUUUGGGACUACACUAUUACAGACAAGGUCUGCAAUAUCGACAGCGACAAAUUCUUCCUGGGAACCAUCACUGCUCAUUUUAUCAUCGAUAUCAUCAUCUUGGUCUUACCUAUUAUUGAGGUCUUCAGACUUAGACUUCGAACGGGUCAAAAGCUGGCAAUCGGUGCUCUGUUCCUUCUUGGUACCAUUGUCUGCAUUGCAUCUAUGUUUGUGCUAAUUGUACUUAUUAACUGGCCUGAGGAUACAGGACAGAUGCCUCAUGACUAUGCCAUGUUCUGCAUUCUGGGAUCUGUUGAAGUCAAUAUCGCCAUUGUCUCUGCAUGCUUCCCUCUUCUUCGUCCAAUCUUUGUCCAUAUUCUCCCUUCCAGUUUCCUCAGUUCUUAUGGGAAAAGCAGCCAGCCUAUCAGCCGGCCGAGCAAUGCUAUCAAGCUUACAACACUUAUUCGGACAAAUAAGGACCGCGAAGCUGAUGAAACAAGCUCAACGCAUCAAUUGGCUGACAUGGAGAACGGACUGCAUUAUCAUUCUGGUGACGUGCAACGGACCGAAGGAGUGCAUACUAUGAUCUCGAGUGAACAGUCGGGUUCUAGUCCUGAAGUUGACACGGCGGGAAUCUACGUGCGAAAUGACACGGUCGUGGAGAUUAAGCAGGUUGAAAACAAAGGCUUUUAUCGGCUUGAGUAAUUUAUAUAGAGAAUCAAGAGGCUUUAUAGAACACCACUAUUGGAACAAAUGACAUCAUAUACCAAC